AUGCAGAUUGACCUUACAGAAGCACAGGAAACUGUACCUUCACGAUAUCUACAUCUGGAUGCAGAGAAUGAAGUUCUUCAACUUCAACAGACAUUAUUCUCUAUGAAAGCAAUACAAAAGCAAUGUGAAACACUACAGAAGAAUAAGAAGCAGCUGAAACAAGAAGUAGUAAACCUCAAAAGUUAUAUGGAAAGAAAUAGGUUAGAACGUGGUGAAGCUGAACGGCAUAAACUGUUGAUUGAAGAAAGAGCAAGGAAGGAGAUAGAAGAAAAAUUAAACGAAGCCAUUCUCACCUUGCAGAAACAAGCAGCAGUAUCUCAUGAACAGUUAGUACAGUUAAGGGAGGAUAAUACUACUUCAAUAAAAACUCAGAUGGAACUCAGAAUCAAAGAUCUGGAAUCUGAAAUCUCCAGAAUAAAAACUUCGCAAGCCAACUUUAAUAAAACCGAAUUGGAAAGAUAUAAGGAACUCUACCUAGAAGAAGUAAAAGUUAGAGAAUCCUUGUCAAAUGAACUCAGUAGAGCUAAUGAGAUGAUAGCAGAGGUCAGUACGCAACUUACUGUGGAGAAAGAGCAGACCAGAUCCAGAUCUCUAUUCACUGCUUAUGCUACAAGGCCAGUCCUAGAGUCACCUUGCGUUGGAAAUCUUAAUGCUAGUGAAGGUCUCAACAGAAAACAUAUUCCAAGAAAAAAGAGGUCUGCUCUUAAGGACAUGGAGAGCUACUUGUUGAAGAUGCAGCAGAAGUUGCAAAAUGAUCUAACUGCAGAAGUAGCAGCUGCUACUAAAUAUGGAUCCUAUAUAGCUUCUUCUCUAGGAUUUACACACAAGGAAAAUCUGAAUCAAGAUCCAGUUUUGGAAGUAACAAAAGAAUAUGCACAGAUUUUUAAGAAGAAAAUACAUACUCUGAAAGAUAAGGCAAUUUUAUUUGGGCUAUUCACAUGAUAUUUUGUUUCCCAUUAAAUAUAUGAUGUGAACAUUUUUACUAAAGGGAAAUAUUCUAUAUUA
Messenger RNA from Gorilla gorilla gorilla (western lowland gorilla), 1005 nucleotides. Its product is annotated as putative coiled-coil domain-containing protein 144C. The transcript has 5 exons. The coding region runs from base 1 to 942 and encodes 313 amino acids. Lineage: Eukaryota; Metazoa; Chordata; Mammalia; Primates; Hominidae. The record is from RefSeq and is a predicted model, not a curated record.